This is a messenger RNA of Aspergillus versicolor CBS 583.65, 3239 nucleotides long. RefSeq lists its product as uncharacterized. The coding region runs from base 72 to 2966 and encodes 964 amino acids. Lineage: Eukaryota; Fungi; Ascomycota; Eurotiomycetes; Eurotiales; Aspergillaceae. The record is from RefSeq and is a predicted model, not a curated record. The transcript has 3 exons. Gene Ontology annotation, cellular component: mitochondrion.
AACGAGAGAUCGUGAGUUUAUCGAAACUUAUCCAGCACAUACCUUGCCAAACUCCUGCCGAUCAAGCCAAGAUGACGUCUCACGUCAACGUCCUCCUCUCGUCCUUCCCAGGACUUUCGCUUCCCUCAACAGUCUCAUUCUCGCUCCCAUCGACAUCAACUCUCUCAGAUCUAUGCGAAAAGGUCUCCUCAUAUAUCCCUCCGGCCGUACCACUCCAGUCUCUCAUUCUGACAACAACCAAUAACAAACAACUCCUCCCAUCAUCCCGCACCGUCUCCGACCUCAUCUCACCAAAUGGCGACUUCACAGCCACCUCAAACCUCCUCCCUCUCCGCCUUAGUGUUCCUAUGUGCGGAGGGAAAGGUGGUUUCGGUUCCCAACUCCGUGCCGCUGGUGGGCGCAUGUCAAGCAGACGCAAGCGCAACCAGGGCGACGACAACGGCUCCAGCCGUAACCUCGAUGGUCGACGUAUUCGCACAGUAAACGAGGCCAAGGCGCUGGCGGAGUAUCUAGCUGUGAAGCCUGAGAUGGACAAGAAGGAGAAGGAGGAACGCCGACGGAGGUGGGAGGCUGUUGUGGAUGCCGCGGAGAAGCGCCAGGAAGAGAUCAAAAACGGUGGUGGAAAGCAGAAGGUUGACGGUCAAUGGAUGGAGGAUAGAGACGAAAUGAACGAGAAGGCUCGGGAGGCGGUUCUUGCUGCUAUGAAGGAAGGUGUCUGGACGGAUAACCUGAAGGAUUCUCUUUUGGGCGGUUCGAGUACAAGUGCCAGUGAGGGAAGUGGACAAGAAAGUGGUUCUGCUUCGGAGGAGAGCGAUGAUGAAACUGAGAUGAAAGACGCACCCGCGCAGUCUGGUCCAUCGAAGGUUGCUGCUGCACCGAGGAGGUAUAUCGGGUUUGACGAGGAUGACGAAUUUAUGAGUGAUUCGGAAGAAGAAGAGGAGACGAUUGAAUUUCCCGUCGCAAAUCUUUCUUUUCUCUCGCUCUUCGAUUUCAUGAUCACCAUGUCGUCGUCUCUGAGGAGACUAACUCCGAGGGCUCUUACUCCCGCGUGGAAACUCCCACGCUCAUAUCAACAGCCUGGGCGUUUCUUCCGCGCUCAACCUGCUCCAACCCGCUUCUUGCGGCAGUCCGGCCUAGAUUUCACCACGCCAUUGUCGAAGAAUCAAUUACGAAACUCAUCUACCGACGCCUCCGAAGUUGCGAAAUCGCCAGAAAGUCUCAAAGCCGUUCUGCCAACAUGCUGUCCGGGUUGUGGUGCGUACGCGCAAACCGUUGAGCCGAGCGAGCCAGGAUACUAUGGCAAAACCAGAAAACAAACGAAAAAGAAGCCCCGUAAAGCGCAAAACCAAACGCCAAAAGAGCCUACAUGGGAAGAAGCAGCCAAUGCCUUGGAUGAAGCGACUGAGGAAAUUGAGAGUGCUCCUAAACCACUCCAUGGCGCGCUUAUCGAUAGUGCAGCGGACACAGCCGGUCAGUACCUGAUGAAAUCGAAAACGCAGGUUCAGGUCUGCGACAGAUGUCACGAUCUUCUACACCAUAACGAGGCGGUAUCCGCCAUCUCGCCUACGAUACACUCCAUUAGCGCAUACCUUGACGAAUCACCAUAUAAGCAUAACCGGAUCUACCAUAUAAUCGAUGCGGCGGACUUCCCCAUGUCACUUGUGGAUGGUAUAUACGAAGACCUUUCCAUUCAGGGACAACGCUCGCGGAAUCGACGAUCCGCGACGGAGAAAUACAAGCAUGGGAGGAAGUUACCAACGAUAUCGUUCGUGAUAACGCGCUCGGAUCUUCUAGCACCUACCAGCCAACAAACCGAUUCCAAGAUGCAGUACAUUCGGUCAAUCCUCCGUGAAAAGCUGAAGAUUCCAGAGGAUGUCCGCCUGGGCAAUGUACAUAUGAUUAGCGCCCACCGAGGUUGGUGGACAAAGCAAGUAAAAGAGGAGAUGGAGGAGCAUGGAGGCGGCAUAUGGAUUGUGGGAAAGAUUAACGCUGGAAAGAGUAGCUUUGUCGAAGCCUGUAUUCCAAGGGACUCACGGAACCUCGAAAAGAUGGCGGAACUCGUUGCACGCCGAGCUGCUGAAGAGUCAGCUCCGCGUGAUCCGUCAAAGCAACCUGACCUAGAUCCCGACAGCCUUCUCCCACCCAAGCCGAGAGAGGAUCUCUAUCCUGUUCUUCCAGUCGUCUCAUCUCUUCCGGGCACAACGGUCUCACCAAUUCGGAUCCCAUUCGGCCGCGGCAGAGGCGAAGUCAUUGAUCUCCCCGGGCUUGACCGUGGUAGCCUAGAUAAUCAUGUGCAGGACAAAUACAAGCGCGACCUUAUCAUGACCAAACGGCAAAAGCCCGAACGACACAGCAUCAAACCUGGGCAGUCUUUGGUUCUCGGAGGCACUCUUGUGCGCAUCACUCCUACAGACCCUCAAACCAUAGUGACCGCCGCUUGCUUUGUUCCGCUUGACUCUCACCUGACGAGGACUGAUAAGGCAGUAAAGAUUCAAGCCGGAGAACUCACACCCCGCACAGAAGACAUUGCCAAACCGGGAACAGGGGAAACAAUAUCUCUUGCAGGGGUCUUCGAUCUAAAGUGGGACGUGACCCGAUCCAAUCUUCCAAAAUCCAUAGCAAAAGUCAUGAAAGAUAAAGGAUCUGCACCUGCCUUCAUACCAUACAGGGUGAUGUCUGCUGAUAUUCUAAUCGAAGGAUGCGGUUGGAUCGAAUUGACUGCGCAGAUCCGUGCAAAGCCAUCAGAGAACAGGGGUGAACUUGCAAAUUCGUUCCCACAGGUUGAAGUGUUCACGCCUGAAGGGAAGCACGUUGCAUCACGGCGACCCUUCGAGUGCUGGAAGUUUGUCGAGCAGAAACUGAACACUGAGAGACAAAACCUUCGUCAUCGUCGGAGUAUUGGUUGGGUGAAGCGGACUGGAUAUUUGAGGCGGAAGCGUCUGGACCCAUUCCGAAAUAUUACCUGAUCAUAUUCGAUUGUCUAUACAUCCCCCCCUCAUUUUUGUAUAAUACUGCCUAGGUGUACUAUAUAGCAUAGCGAAUGGUGUUUGGGAUAUAGAGUUGGGCCUUAUAAGAGUGUAUACUAUCAGAGCGAGCGGCAGAAGUUAGAAUUAAAAGAAAAAGUGCGGGAGAAUCAAGUCCCGGGCCACAUCGGAGCGAGUAAGGAGGCCAGGCGCUUCAACAUCACUCAUUCUGCAGCCAAUGGGCCGUUACCGGAGAAUACGGUGUGUGUAGGAUAG